This is a messenger RNA of Eurytemora carolleeae, 1789 nucleotides long. RefSeq lists its product as uncharacterized. NCBI's taxonomy places the organism in Eukaryota, Metazoa, Arthropoda, Copepoda, Calanoida, Temoridae. The transcript is spliced from 7 exons. The coding region runs from base 206 to 1132 and encodes 308 amino acids. The record is from RefSeq and is a predicted model, not a curated record.
UACAUUGCCUUGAAAUUUUGCAGAACAAACAAUGUAAGAUUAAGCCAACAUCUAGGAACAAGAUUAAAUGCCAACUAGAUCAGGAUUAAGCCAACAUCUAGUAACAAGAUUAAAUGCCAACAAGAUCAGGACUAAGCCAACAUCUAGGAACAAGAUUAAAUGCCAACUAGAUCAGGAUUAAGCCAACAUAUAGUAACAAGAUUAAAUGCCAACUAGAUCAGGAUUAAGCCAACAUUUAGGAACAAGAUUAAAAGUAUUGGAAGAGGAUCAAAUUCUAUACAGAGAUGAAGAAUAUUUCAAGAAUAUUAAUGAAAGCAGAGAUCAACUCAAUCCUUUGAAAACGAGCUCUAAUCGAGACAUUGUUAUUGGAGACCCAAACAUGACAGCUGAUAAGAGUGAAGACAAACCCUCAGGGCCUCUUGUAGGUUGUAAGAUAUGCGACAGAACUUUUGCAUCUGACCGUAUAGCCCUUCAUGUGGAUAUUUGCAAGAAAACUGCAAAACCUCGACCAGUGUAUGAUGUUGCAAGAGUACGAAUUCAAGGCACUGAAGCAGAAGAACUUGUUAAUGCUGGAAGAUUAAAGCUUGAACCCGCCAAACCAUUUGAGAAGAAGUCGGAUUUAAUGAAAAAAUAUGCAACAGCUGAUUCGAACGGGGUUCUCCCGCCGGUUUUGCCCCCUAUUCAACCGAAACCCCGGGAAACUGAAAAAGUUGCGCAAAAGAAGAAUGGUGCCGCAUAUCAAGUUAUGUUUGAUGACAAUGACAAAAUGCGAACAAGAAAACCCACAGCAACUAUACCGAUGAGUAAACUACCUGCACAAAUGAUGAAAAAGGACAAUUCAAAUGAUUUGAGACAUUUAUCUGCCAAGAAUUGGCGGCGAGCAAGAACCCAAGUUUCUCCGGACUUCUCUAGUAGUUACGAUGAUAGUGAUUUCCUUGCCAGCUCUAUGGCGUCACAGAAGAGUGUUGCUUCAGAUGCAUUUGAUUUUCUUUUUGAUGAAACUAACCUGGAUCCGGAGAAGGUUAUUCAGAAUGAGUUCAACGAAACAAAACGAGAUUUUGAUUUAAGUCAGUUCAAACAAGUUGAACCUACGCUACAAAAGGAAAACAGCGCAUGUUGCGUUAUUUCAUAGACAUUUUUGUAAUCAACAUGGCUGGCCAACAGCAAAAAAAAUCAAGACGGCCGGCUAGCAAAAUACAUUUAAUUAAGAAGCCUGGCUAGCAUCUUGUAGUAAAUAUAACAAUUAAGAUGUUAGGCAAACUAUGAAAUUAUGAUAUGGCUGGCUAGUAGAAAGCUAUACAAUCAAAAUGGUUGUCUAGUAAGAAACUUUAAAAUCAAGAUGGCCGGCUAUUAGAAACUGUAAAAUCAAGAUAGCCGGCCAACAGAAACUUUACAAUCAAGAUGGACGAAACUAUGAAAUCAACAUUGCCGGAUAGUAGAAACUAUAAAAUUAAAAUGACUGCCUAGUAGAAAUAAUAAUACAAGAUGGCCGUCUAGUAGAAACUAUAACAAUCCAGAUGGCGGACCAUAACAACUAUACAAUCAAGAUGGCCGACAAAUAGAAGCUAUGAAAUCAAUACUGCCGGCUAGAAGAAACUAUAAAAUCAAGAUGACCGGCUAUUAGAAACUAUAAAAUCAAUAUGUCGGGCUUCUAGAAAGAACAAAAUCAACAUGGUUAAUAAAAAGCAUGAAACCAAAAUAGAAAUAAUUAAACAUAUGUCACUGUCACGUACAAGGCUAUGGUAACCAUAUAUACUAAAUGAAUGGGAAAUAAUGAAAGGCUUUCUAA